AUGGGCGAGUCGGUGGAAAGAGGAUUGGAUAUCAGGGAUGUCCAUAAGUUGUGGGAUGCAUCCGAAGAGAUUCGCAUGCGCAUCCGCUCGGGAUACGGUGCUAUUCACGAGAAGUCUGCCUUGAGUCUCGACAAUCACAAUGCUACUUUGAAUGCUUCUUUACUUCGUCCUCUUCUUCUUGCUAUGGCAGGGGAUGCGACCCGGAAACUACCAAGUGUUCCGGAUCUUCGUUCGGAGCUUGCUGCUCUCUUUGAGUCGAGCAAGCGCACAGGGCCGGAAGUGGCCAAGUUCGUUGGCACGGAACCCACUCACAUUAGGUACGGAUGUUCCAGCUUCGAAUACCCCGACAUCAGGUGCCUCGACACCUAUGACUACCCCAGCCCGGAGGGCAACCGAUCUUCGUGCUCCAGCCAAAGAGGUGUGGACGGACACGCCACGUGGGCCGAUCUUUGUCUGCAUCCGAUCGUGCUGCAAUGCUUGCUCGAGUUGCUCUUCUUCGACAGAAACUCGCAGUCACUCAAGGCGGCGAACAAGCGUGGGCAUGCCUCAAAAUCCGAGGCGGAUGCAGAGAUGGAGCCGAAUGAUGUGGAGAAGGUCGAGGCCGAUGAUGGUUUGCCGGACGAGACGCCGGAGCCGGAGAAGCGGCCAAAGGAGGAUGCAGUCGAUGGUGGCUCGCCAGCGCCAAAGGCAAAAGCAAAGGCGAAAGGCAAAGCCAACGCCAGGGCUUCGCAGAUGCAGUCAGCUUCGGAGCUGAGCAGCAUCACGCUGCCGGAGGCCCUUUGGUACUUUGAGGUGUCGACGGCAGAUGAGCUCCUCGAGAAGAUGGUGGCCUAUGCCCGGCUGUUCCCCAGCCUUCCGGUUUGCCAGUCUACGAAGUGUAAGCUGCAGGCGGACCUCUUGGACACGGAGCAUUGCCAGUUGACUGUGUAUUGGACCAGGGCCACAGUGGGAGUUCUCUUGAAGAACGCGAAAAGGGAAAUCGCGAACUUCUCGCCAUCGUCGGCCUACAAGGACGUGCCUUGGUCCAUGAAGCAGGCUUUGGCCCUCAAGACCGGUGAGAUCUUGGCAGUCUACGUGGACUUCCUCAUCAAAGAUGAGUAUAUCACAGCAGAUGAUGUGACAGAGAGCGCCGAGGUUUCGAUGAUGUCGCACUUUCUGAAAGAGCAGAUGCAGUCUGCUUUGGACUUCAUCCUCACGGUCCUCUUGACUAUUUGGAGUGUCGAUUCCACUACCUUGACCCAGGACUACGAGUUCUUGGAGUUCUUCGCUGGUUGUGGGACAAUGUAUCGGAUGAUGCGUGCUUUGGGUAGAUACAAGUCUGCACGCUUCGAUAUUAAGGAUGCUUCUUCUCGGGGACAGAAGUCUAAUUUCAUGGAUCUGAACUCCAGCAGUGGAUUCGCGAAGUAUCCAGCCGCCUUCUGUGCCGAGCUCGUGAGGAUCAGCCAGGAUCUGAAGGCCCACCGCAAAGGAUGUCCUCAAGAGCCGGAGAAUAUUCCGUCGGGCCCGGAACAGCUCUCUGUUCUGAUGACAGGUGAGGAUGACAAUUUUCAGUUUGCAGAUCUUCCGGAUGUGUACAGGUACUUGAGGGGAGGGCGGAAGCUCAGGCUGCCAGAGAUGUGGCGGGCCGUCAUACCAGCAAGCCUUUAG
Molecule: messenger RNA, 1647 nt
Organism: Symbiodinium sp. CCMP2592
Lineage: Eukaryota; Dinophyceae; Suessiales; Symbiodiniaceae
Source: the annotation of a GenBank genome assembly